Molecule: messenger RNA, 6682 nt
Organism: Sorex araneus (European shrew)
Lineage: Eukaryota; Metazoa; Chordata; Mammalia; Eulipotyphla; Soricidae
Product: protein Shroom2
Exons: 10
Coding region: 1086-4580 (1164 amino acids)
Biological process (GO): actin filament organization
Cellular component (GO): adherens junction; cortical actin cytoskeleton; apical plasma membrane
Molecular function (GO): actin filament binding
Source: RefSeq, a predicted model, not a curated record
AGGAAGGCAGCAAGGCGGCGGCUGGGGAGCAGCUCCUGGCGGGAGACGAGAUCGUGGGCAUCAACGACGUGGGCCUGUCGGGGUUCCGGCAGGAGGCCAUCUGCCUGGUGAAGGGCUCCCACAAGACCCUGAAGCUCGUGGUGAGAAGGAGCAGCGAGCUCGGCUGGAGGCCCCACUCGUGGCACGCCACCAAGUUCUGCGACAGCCAGCCUGACCCAGCCGCGCCGGUGGCCAGCUCCGCCUCUGCUGGCCCGGCCUGGCACAGCCGGCACCAUGCCAGCUCGUCCUCCUGCGACCUGCUGGGCGCCUGGGACCCGCAGGCCCUGCAGCGCACUUCGCGCCCCUUCGGCUCCCUGGGGAGUGUCGACAGCCUGGACCAGCGCACGCAGCCCGGGCGCCUCUCGGCCGCCAAGUCCAGCGGCAGCAUCGAGCAGCUGGGUGGGCUGGGCACGCGCGACUCGGCGUACGGCUCCCUGUCCACGGGCUCCGGCACGCCCGACCCCACACUGCCCAGGGCCGACGCCUCGUCCGCCGACAACCUGCUCUACAAGGUCGGGCUCUGGGAGGCCUCCAAGCCGGGCAGCCGUGCCGGGGAAGCCUCGGGCCUGGACGAGAGGCCUGGCUCCUUCCCCGCCCGGGCGCCUGGCACCGGCCGUGGCAGUCCUGAGCCCAGGCCACUGACAGCCGCCGCCCGCUCCAGUUUCGGGCCGGUGUGGCAUGUCCCCGAGAAGAAGGCCAUCCCCGUGUCCCCACCGCCGCCCCCCCCGCUGCGCUCUGACAGCUUUGCCGCCACCAGGAGCCACGAGCCGGCGACCAGCCCCGGGAAGGUGGGGCGCCCUAGGGACGGGCGGAGAGCCGGGGGCGCAGACGGCCAUGUGGAGGGCGGCUGGCCGUCCUGCAGCCUGGUGUCCGCCGGCCUCGGCCAGCUGUCGGCCUCCUCGGAUGUGCCUUUGCCACCGCCUGGAGGCCAGCCCCCGCGGGAUGGCAGGAACCAGACCCCCGCUUUCCACCAGGGACCCCGCGAGGCGCUGUGGCCGAGGAACUGUGCCGAGCGCAUCCAGGACACCCCCGCGCAGCUGCAUGGCAUGGGGGCCAGCAGGCAGAGGCCGGAGGCGGCCGGGCAGGCCCCCUAUUACUGCGUGGCCAGCAGACACUGCCCGCAGGGGGCUGCUCAGGGCCCGCCCUGGCAUGGGGACCAGCACGCUGCUGCCCAGGUCGGGGGUCCCAGCCCCGCGCACCACCCUCCUCAGCACCCUCAGCGUGUCCAGGAUGAAGAAAGGGCCCUUGGGCAGGACCGCUGUGGCGAGGCCUGGCCCCGAGCCCUCGACGCCCCGCCGAGAGCCGGCUGUGUGGACAGGGCGGGGACCAGGAUGGACGUGGGGGCCGGCGGGCUGUGCCCAUCCCACACGCCCCUGCUGCACUCAUUGUCCCGAGAGGAAGGGGCCGAGGCCGGCCGCUGGGCCUGCACGGAGACACCCGCGGAGGCGGCCGGCGAGAGCCCGGUGGGCCGGCCUCUGCGUCGCAGUGACCGCUUCGCCACCACACUGAGGAAUGAGAUCCAGCUGCGCCGGGCCCGGCUGCAGAAGAGCCGCAGCACUGUGGCCCUGGGCGGCUGUGAGGAUGAGCCGGAGCCCGCCGGCGCCGAUGGCAGCAGGGACCGCAGCUGGCAGGCCCAGCCGGGAGGGGCGGCAGGUGCCGUGGCCGCCGUCGGGGGCAGCUACCAAGAGCAUGUGAAGGAGGCUCAGGCACGGGUGCUCACGGCUACGUCCUUCAGACGCCGGGACCUAGACCCCAGCCUGGUGGACGCGUCCAGGUGUGAAGAGCGUGGUGACCCCUCCCAGUGGCCCGCAGCACCCCGUGCCUGGGAGCCCGCUGCCCCUGGGCCGCCCCCGCCCCCUGCCCCCUCCAUGGCUCGCAUCGGGGGCCGAAAGCGCUUCAGUGUGCAGCAAAAGCUCCGGUCCUACUCGGAGCCCGACAAGAUGCACGAGGUGGGGCUGUCCGUCGCGGCCCUCAGCCCGCACUGCCCGGCCCCAGGCCAGGACACCGUGGGCAGCUUUGCCGACAGGUGGAAGUUCUUCGAGGAGACCAGCAAGGCUGUUCCCCAGCGGCCCGGGUACAGGCCGCCCGGCUCGGGGCUGCCGCGGGAGAAGGCGGCGGCUGGGCCGCGCAAGGCUCCGAACCAGGGCUCCGAGCUCGGGCUGCCGGCGGGCGGGCCGGCCACUUCUAGCAUGGGGAGCGCCACCAGGACCCCAGACACUGGCCAGCAGGAUGGAUGGCAGCGGCCCAACAGACUCGGCACCUUCGCAGAGUAUCAGGCGUCCUGGAGGCUGCCCAGGAAAGCGGUGGAUGGCAGAGGGGCUGGGCGCUGCCACUCGGCCGAUGACAUCCUUGAUGUGGGUCUGGAGCCGCAGGACAGGGCCCACUACCAGCACGCCAGGUCCCGCUCCUCGCCCUCCACCGAGCUCCACAGGCAGGAACUGAUCGUGGAGGAGGCGGUGCCGCCACCAGGAGACGCUCCCGCCGCCGUCCAGCCCGAGGAGCGCCAGCCCUCGCCCAGACUCGUGGAUGCCCCCUGUGGGGCAGGUGUGCUGCCGCCACGGAAGCCCGGGCUUGUCCCUGAGGAGGAUCCUGAGGAGGACACGGAGGGCCUCGGCCCAGCAGGGACCCUGCCACGUGACUGCAGACACUUGGACGGCAAGGCGCGGGCGCAGCCCCUCCCCCAGACUCCCUCCCAGCGGCUCCUGCCGCCCCAUCGUGAGCCUGCACAGUCCAGGGACACAGCUGCUGCGGCCUCCCUGGGCGCCCCCGCUCACCUGGAUGACCCAGCUCACCUGAGCUCUUCCCUGGGUGCUCACCUGGACGACAGUGCUUACCUUGCCAACACCGCUCGCUUGAGCUCUCACCUGAGUGCUCACCCAAGUGCUCACCUGGACGGCCCCACUCACCUGAGCUCCCUCCUGAGUGCUCACCUGGACUACCCUGCUCACCUGAGCUCCCCCCUGAGCUCCCCUCUGGACGCCCCUGGCCAGCCCAUCCUCGGGCCAGCGCCCCUGCCGAGCCCGGGAGGCCCCACGGAGGAGAGCUGCGAGCAGGGCAGGUGGCAGGUAGACGAACCGGCGAGCGCCCCCCAACAGGAAGCCCUGCUCCCUGCCAGCUGCCGGCCCUUGCACGCGUCCGCCAUGGAGACCUCUCGCUCCCCUUCGCCCCAGUUCGCCCCCCAGAAGCUCACGGACAAGCCCCCGCUGUUCCUCCAGGACGAGAGCGCCCCCAGGAUUGAGCGGGUGAUCGACAGCCGCACCACGGUGAAGAUGGUGCCCAUCAAGAUCGUGCACGCUGAGAGCCAGCCCGAGAAGGACACCCGCCAGGGCCUGGCUCGCACCGUGCCGCCACCCGCCCUGCCCAGCGGGCUGGAGCGGGACCAGAUCAAGACCCUCAGCACCUCGGAACAGUCAUACUCUCGCUUCUGCGUCUACAGCCGUCAGGGGGUCGAGCCCCGGGCCCCAGGCCCCGCCAAGGACAGCAGCCUGGCUGGCCCCCACCCUGCCCCGGCUGGCUAUGCCAAGGCCAAGGAGAGGUCGGCCGAGGACCUGAAGUCGGAGGAGCUGGCCCGGGAGAUCGUGGGGAAGGACAAGUCCCUGGCAGAGAUCCUGGACCCCAGCGUGAAGAUCAGGACCACCAUGGACCUGAUGGAGGGCAUUUUCCCCAAGGAUGACCACCUCCUGGAAGAGGCCCAGCAGCGCAGGAAGCUGCUGCCCAAAAUUCCCUCACCUCGUGUCGCGGACGACAGGAAGGAGGAGGCGAGCACACUGGCAGCCGUGCCCCUGGCCACGAAUUCUGCCUACUACAGCACCUCAGCCCCGAAGGCCGAGCUCCUCAUCAAAAUGAAGGACCUACAGGGCCAGCAGGAGCCCGAGGACGAUGCAGAGAGCGACCUGGACCACGACCUCUCAGUCAAGAAGCAGGAGCUGAUCGACAGCCUGGGCCGCAAGCUGCAGGUGCUGCGGGAGGCACGGGAGAGCCUGCUGGAGGACAUGCAGGCCAACACCGCGCUGGGCGAGGCCGUGGAGGCGCUGGCCAAGGACGUGUGCAAGCCCAACGAGUUCGACAAGUUCCGCAUGUUCGUCGGCGACCUGGACAAGGUGGUAAACCUCCUGCUCUCGCUGUCCGGCCGCCUGGCCCGCGUUGAGAACGCCCUCAACAACCUGGACGACAGCGCGGCUCCUGGAGAUCGGCACUCCCUGCGGGAGAAGCAGCGGGUCCUCACGCAGCAGCACCGGGACGCCAAGGAGCUGAAGGAGAACCUGGACCGCCGGGAGCGCACCGUCUUCCACAUCCUGGCCGGCUACCUGGGCGCCGACGGCCUGGCCGACUACGAGCACUUUGUGAAGAUGCGGUCGGCGCUGCUCAUCGAGCAGCGGGAGCUGGACGACAAGAUCCACCUGGGCGAGGAGCAGCUCAAGUGCCUGCUGGACAGCCUGCCGCCCGAGCGAGGCCCUGGAAGACUCCCGGACUGUGGAACACGCGGGUCCACCACAGCAACCUGCAUGUGGCAAACUUUGCUCUGCUCACUGUUGGCUUGAUCAUGUGCACCGCAGCCAUGGGCUUCGCCGAGUGGCGGAUAUGGCACAUGAGCAGUCCCCAAGGCCUGGCCCUCGUGGGCAUAUGGAAAGUCUGCAUCUACCAAGUGCCGCGCACCCGCGUCGCACCUUUCUGCCACAGCUAUCCGUUCUUCGACAGUUACCUCCCUCCUUCAUUUCAGAGAGUCCAGUACCUCCUGCUCCUCGGCGUUAUUCUGGGGUACCUGGGAAAGGUCGCCCUCAUUCUGGCUCUCUGGAAUGUGUUCAUGGCGAAGUUGUCUGAGACGAAGAAUUAUUUUCUGAUGUCCGGGUUUCUGUGCACCGUCGCGAGCAUCUGCGUUUUCCUGACUGUCAUCUACACGUACCAAGCCGUAAGCAGCGAGCAGGGCAUUGACUUCCCAUCGUCGUUUUCAAUGCCCUCCAGGCCCGACUCACAGGAACUUGGCACUGCGCCUUUGGUAGCAUCCCUGGGAGCCACCAUGAUGUUCCUGAGUGGUUUAUUUUCCCUUUUCCAGAAACUCCCCUGAGGGAAUCACUUGCAGCCUUUCCCCAGAGAACUGUGAAGUGACUGGUGGCACUGUAAGGUGCCUGGGACCUUCUGGGGAGGGUGACCACGAUUUUCUACCACACUGGCCAGAGCAUGAGACCACCCCUGUGAGUGCUGAGUAGGGAGCAGCUGGCCGUUUCCUCCCGUGGUACUUCUCUGGUGGGUGGGACCAAGAAAGGUUCAUUAAAAAAAAAUUAGUCCAGCGGUCUGUGGGUCUAAAUGGAUCUGGAGUUUUAAUUAUUGGUGGAUGGGGUUUGCAGAGAUAGUCCAAGACUUAAGGUGUUUGUCGUACCUGUGGCCGACCUGCAUUCGGUCCUUCAAGCCCCACUAGGAGUGAUCCCCAAGUGUGUGUGCCAGGAGUAGCCCUGAGCACUGCCGGAUGUGACCCCUAAUAUUCUGCUCCCAAAAUCAUUCAUUGAGUAAUUACUGUUGGGUAAAUCAUAAAAACUGUACACUGAAAGUAUGGAAAUUAAUUUCUGGGAGGGGGCAAAGCUUCCUCUCAAUGACUUAGCAAUUCUGCUAACCACCCCCCCAAAAAAAACCCCAGACCUUGUUUCAUAGGUCAUGCUAAGAACAUUUCCCCAGCAUAUGAAGCUUCCCAAAUCUGCAAAGGGAGAAGAGCAUGAAAAACUCUCCCCACAUCCAUUGCUGGAAGGCUCAGCAGUUGUUACAAACCUGCUGUACUAGCUUCAGUACCUUUUUCUUCCGCUGCUUUAAAUCCAUUUUUCACAUUUCAAAUCAGUUUUAAGAACUUUUUUCAACAGUGCCGGGGAUCAAACCCAGAGCCUCACGCAUGCAGGCUUCUACCACUGCAUGACAUCCCUAGCUCAUGUUGUCCCAUGUGAUUGUGUGUUUCUCAGAAGGGUUUAAACUCUGGAUUAUCAUGUCCCUUCAUCAAAUGAAGAAAACUAUUUGCUUUAAAAUGGGGAUUUAGAUGAACUAAGCUUUUGCCCCACGCCGGCUAACAGAGGAAAUAUCCUUCUUCCUUGGUCUCUCUUCCCUCCCGGAGGAGGAGGCGUGGUGUCCGACAUUUUAUGGGACCUUUGAGCUGGUAUGAACUUUGUGGCAUGGAAAAAAAAAUGAGCUUUGAACUUGAAACAGCAGGACGCCUGGGCAGUCUCGGGCCAGGCCAGGAGGUCGGGCUCCGGCUGAGAUUCGACACGGGUGGCCAUGCCUUUGCACAGCCGCGUGGCUGCAGAAUGAGCAGGAGCCAGAGCCAGCUUUAUGACUUGGGGUUCCAGCAAGUGCUUGCAACCAUGUAUCCAGACUGUGAACUAAGCUUUUCCUCUGUGCUGCUCCAGGAAGGGAAAUGAUUCUAUUUCCAACUUAAAUCUCCCUGGACUUAAUUUCUAAAAUACAGAAAUUGUAAACCGCGUAUCUCUUCAUUCUCAUCAGUGUAAAACUAAUUAUCAAAUAUUUCCUUGUCAAUAGGGCUGUAUUCUUGGGGGAUAAAUUCCAACAAAAAUAGUGAGUCUGUGUUGAAACUCCAACAACAACAAUAGUGAGUUUCGUGUUGGAAUAUGGAAUGUAAUCAAGGUAAAGAGAAAAGGAAGUGAAA